AUGAAUGGACCAACCUAUCCUUAUCUUGUAAAAGAUUUAUGGGUUAGGGCAAAACUUUUUGAUGAAUUUGCUGCAUCUGUGGAACUUAGACUUCUGGUGGAGAAGGACAGUUCCUUGAAGGGAAAGAGUAGAGAAGAAGUUGGGUUGAAGAAGUUUGAAGAAGUUGGGUUGAAGAAGUUUGAAGAAGUUGAAAUCAGAUCUACUCUAAUGGGUGUUGACGUGAUCAUCACUCAAAAAACCAUUGCUAAAAUUUUAAGAGCACCAAACUCUGGAAGGUUUAUUGUGGGUAUUAAAGACAACAAUCCUGAAGCUGGAGCUAUCAAGAGCUAUUUGUUUGAUAAUGCUGACAAUUUAUGUUCUUAUGACUUUAGAAAAGUCAAGAACAUGAAGAGAGAAUCCAAACUUGUGUUUAAAAUUUUAGUUGGAUGUCUGAUUCCCAGAGAAGGAAGCACUGAUCAGAUUUCAUGGGAUCACAAAUACUUCCUCUUCUACUUGAAGAAUGAAGAUAAGAUAAAUCUAUUUACUUACAUUUUCAAUCACUUGUGUGAAGCAAUCAUUUUGUAUGAUAUACUUAGAUCUAUAAGGGGUGAAUAG
Molecule: messenger RNA, 594 nt
Organism: Lathyrus oleraceus (garden pea)
Lineage: Eukaryota; Viridiplantae; Streptophyta; Magnoliopsida; Fabales; Fabaceae
Exons: 1
Coding region: 1-594 (197 amino acids)
Source: RefSeq, a predicted model, not a curated record